AUGCGCCAGGCCCUGGUGCAUCUACCGGUGUCCCUCGACUACCAACGUAUGUUGUUGUUCAUUCUGCGUCGACGUCAUCUUAAUUUGCCGAAAGACCCAAGAGCUCUCCUUUGCCUUCGAAUACUGACAACAUCCAAUGCAAUUGCCGUAUUUGAGAGACCUAAUUUGGCCAAGUCUCGUAACUGGGUAGGAGUAAGCGGGAACAAGACUAUUUGUGGUUGUGGCGUUUCGGAACCGCUGGACGUCGAAGGCUACCGGCAACACACGACAAGCGAACUGCAUUUGGUUUCGGAUAGUGGUUUUAUUCCUUUUAAUGACUUGGAAUGUGUGCCUGUUCAUCUGUCCUGUUCAUCUUUUGCGACAGACCAGCCAGGUUGUUCAUCAAACCAAAGAACAUUCCGGCACACAUCCAGCGAGUUCCAACGUUAUUUCCGUCCUCUCGAAGACGGUAGUCCGUGGGAAGCCGCGGAUAGUGUUUACUUUACUGAGGACCUGUUGUACUUGCAGAAUUCUUCCGAUACAUAUGGACCACGGGCUGUAACGUGCAAUGUACAUAGCUUGGUGCAUUUGGCGGAUGAUGUAAGGGCUCGUGGAUCCUUGGAUCGGUUUUCCGCACUUCCCUUUGUGUACGUUUUAGGUGAACUGAGGAAAAAUGUUUUCGGACCGCUUAAACUCGCUGUUCAAAUGCAACGACCUAUAGCCGAAUGGUCAGUAUCAGCCUCUGCUGACGCGCUGAACUGUCUCCUGACACAACUUGGGGGGGGUUUGCUGAAAAUCCGUGGACAGCCCACGACCGAUUUUGCCCUUCUUGAGGCUCAUCAGCUCUAUAUGACAUCCCUAAAACAGCUGUCACAACACCAUUUGGCCACUUCAAAUUCAUGCAUACGCCUUCUGGUCUUUGAAAUUCAGCUCAAAAGUUUCAACUUUUCAACGACGUGUAUUUCAACAAUUAGAAUUUUCCCCGCAGAAAAUGCAGGCUGCACAAACGCGUUAGGUACAUUUGAACGUAAAUUACCCGAAAUUUACCUCGCUAUCCUCCAUUUCCGGCAUUUAUUGGAAAAGGGAUCAUGUAUCAUUCAAACCGAUCAUAAGCGGUUUACGUGUGCUUUCAGCGCCAAGCCUGCUGGAUGCAAACCACGCGAGAUGCGUCAUCUAGACUAUACUUCCCAAAUCACCACAGACGUUCAGUAA
Molecule: messenger RNA, 1191 nt
Organism: Opisthorchis viverrini
Lineage: Eukaryota; Metazoa; Platyhelminthes; Trematoda; Opisthorchiida; Opisthorchiidae
Exons: 7
Coding region: 1-1191 (396 amino acids)
Source: RefSeq, a predicted model, not a curated record